This is a messenger RNA of Dracunculus medinensis (Guinea worm), 717 nucleotides long. NCBI's taxonomy places the organism in Eukaryota, Metazoa, Nematoda, Chromadorea, Rhabditida, Dracunculidae. The record is from the annotation of a GenBank genome assembly.
AUGUGCAUGUCACCUAAGUACUGUACUAGCGAUGCUCAGUGCAGAGUAUUUGAACAUUGUUUCCUUAAUAAAUGUGUAAGGGACACAAGAGCUUGUCCCGGUUCUACUUGUCCAGCAGGAAUGGUUUGCGUUAAUGGACAAUGUCUUCCGGACCCUCUAAUAGCAACACCAAGACCAGGUGCUGGAGGAUGUCCCUCUCCAUGGAUGCUUAAUGAACAGUUUAAUGCAUGCUAUUAUGUUGGUCGUAGUUCAUACAAUUUCUUCACAGCUAGCGCAGAAUGCCGUAGGCUUGGUGGGACAGUUACAUCGAUCGGUUCAAUUGCAGAAAUGACUUAUGUAAAUGGCCUGGUCGGCGCUGCUGCAUAUUGGAUUGGAUAUCAUCGUACAGGCUUCUCUUCGAAUUGGGAAGAUGGAUCGCCUGUAGUCUUUACGAAUUAUAGACGAGGGCAGCCAGAUGGAUGUUGUGGUGGUGCCGGAUGCCUGGUCGGCGCUGCUGCAUAUUGGAUCGGAUAUCAUCGUACAGGCUUCGCUUCGAAUUGGGAAGAUGGAUCGCCUGUAGUCUUUACGAAUUAUAGACGAGGGCAGCCAGAUGGAUGUUGUGGUGGUGCCGGAUGUACGCUAGUUAAUUACAGAGGUAAUAUGGGAGAAUGGGAUGAUGCUGGAUGCCACAUAAUAUGGCGUAUACCAACUUAUGUCGUUUGUAAGAGACCGCUUUAG